This is a messenger RNA of Brenthis ino (lesser marbled fritillary), 513 nucleotides long. The record is from the annotation of a GenBank genome assembly. NCBI's taxonomy places the organism in Eukaryota, Metazoa, Arthropoda, Insecta, Lepidoptera, Nymphalidae.
AUGCAAAAAUUUCGCAGAAUUGCAAAUUUUCCUACAGUAAUUGGUGCAAUUGACUGUACUCACAUCAAAAUAAAAAAGCCAAGUGAAGAUGGUGGUCAACUAUAUAUUAACCGAAAAGGAUUUGCAUCAAUUAAUGUUCAGCUAGGAGACAGUGGCUAUGCUUGCACACCAUAUUUGUUUACUCCAUUACUGCGUACUACAACACCUCAAGAGGAGCGGUACAAUAAUGCACACAUUGGCACCAGAAACACAGUGGAAAGAUGUUUUGGGUUGUGGAAGCAGAGGUUCCGCUGUUUAUUAAGAGGCCUUUACUGCAACAUUGAAACUGCUAAAACAACAAUUGUAGCUUGUGCUGUAUUGCACAAUAUUGCCAUAGAUAUGAAGGAAGAUGUGUUCCAUAGUGGGUUUGAUGACAAUAAAGCUAACACACAAACAUCUGCAGCAGUAGCUUUACCAGUGGAUAACAAUGUACGUGGAAAUAUAAGAAGACGGCAAUUCAUUGAAAGACACUUU